This is a messenger RNA of Onychostruthus taczanowskii (white-rumped snowfinch), 3848 nucleotides long. It is a transcript of the gene TPRN, whose product is annotated as taperin. The record is from RefSeq and is a predicted model, not a curated record. Gene Ontology annotation, molecular function: phosphatase binding. The transcript is spliced from 5 exons. The coding region runs from base 1 to 2553 and encodes 850 amino acids. Lineage: Eukaryota; Metazoa; Chordata; Aves; Passeriformes; Passeridae.
AUGGACCUGUGCUUGCGGGAGUACGGCAGGUCAUGCCCGCCGCUCGGCGCCGGGCCGCGGGCAGCGCCCGCCUGGCAGCGGGAGAUCCUGGAGCGCAAGCGGGCCAAGCUGGCCGGGGCGGGCGGCGAGCCCGAGCCCCCGGCCGGGGAGCGGCUGGUGGUGGCGGAGAGCCUGGGCCCGCUCCGCGAGAAUCCCUUCAUGCGGCUGGAGAGCGAGCGGCGCCGGCUGCGGCAGGGGCGGCCCGGGCCCGGCGGCGCGGCGCGGCCGCUGCAGCAGCUGCUGGAGCUGUACAGCGCCGUGCCCGGCAUCCGCACCAUCCGCGCCGACAACAUCCUCAUCAUCGAGUCCCGCGCCGACCCCGCCGCCUGCUUCGCCGCGGGGGAUGCGCCGCCCGCCCGCCGCCGGGACCCGGCCGGCGCCGACCCGCUGCGGGAGCUGCUGGCCCGGCGCGGCGCCGCGCUCGCCGAGAUCCGCGCCGACCAGGUCGUCAUCUACGAGACGGCCGAGCCGCCGGAGCCGCUCGAGGCGGCCGAGCCGGGCACCGUCAGCCGCCUCCUGGAGAAGUUCGGGCAGCGGCCGCGGGGCCGCCGUCGCCGCGUUGGGGACGCGCUGACCGGAACCGGCGGGGCCACGGCUCCGCCGCAGGUGGGACCGGGCGCUGCCCGGGCCGCGCCGCCCGCUGCGCCUGUGGGACCCGGCUCCCCCUGCGCCCCCGCGCCCCUCCAGAAGGGACCCGGCUUCCCCCGGGCUCCGGCGCCAAAGGCGGGACCGGCAUCUCCGCCGGCGGUCCCGGCCACCCCUCCUCCGCUCCCAGCUCCCCCCCGGGCUGCCACCCCCCCAGCGGUGCCGGUGGCCCCCCAGCCCACAGUCCUGCCGCCGGCUUCCCCCCGGGCUGUCACCCCUCCGCCCACCGCCCCCCCACGGGUUGUCACUCCCCCACCCACGGUUUCUCCUCGGGCUGUCACCCCCCAACCCACGGCACCCCUGCGGGUUGUCACCCCCCAGCCCGCACCACCUCCCCGGGUUGUCACCCCACAGCCUGUGUCCCCUCAGCCCGCCCCGGCUUCCCCCCGGGCUUUCACCCCCGAGCCCGCAGCCCCCCAGCCGGCUCCAGCUCCCCCCCGGGCUGCAGCCCCCCAGGCGGUCCCAGCUGCCCCCAAGGCUGCGGCCCCUCAGGCCAACUGCUUUCUCCACAAGAUCAGCUCCAACUCCUUCACGGUCACACCCCGGGGGCAGUCCCCCAGCGCCCGCGUCCCCGAGCCCGGUGCUGUCCCCGCCGGCCGCCCCGCAACGCCCAAGGGGCCACCAGUGCCAUCCACCAGCCCUUCCCAUGCCAGAGCCAACGCCAGGAGGCCAAAGCCGGAGGAGGCCGAAGUGGCCGUGUCGCCCCUGCCCAGUGCCAGUCCGGCCCCCAGUGCCACCGGCGCCACUCGGCCGCUCUCCGCCUCAGCCCCCCGGGCCGGGGGCUCCUUCGAAAUCCACCCGGCCCCCAAACCCGACCUGGCGGCCAUCCCAGCCCACGACCUGCAGGCACAGGCUCUGGCCAAGCUGCGCCUGAAUUCGCGCAAUUCCUUCGUCUUCGUGCCCCGCCGGGAGGGCAGCCCGGCUCGGCCGCCGGCCCAGAUUGCCAGGCCAGGGCCACCGCCACCGCCCUCGGAGGAGAAGGCACCCCAGGAGCCCCCGAGGGCUUCCGCCCCCGAGCAGGAAGAGCCCAUCACUUCCCCACCGGCGCCUCUGGAUCCCUUGGUACCUGUGACUUACAUCGAUGACAUUGUGGAGCCGGACAGCGGGGCUGGCCCGGCUGCGAGGACGGGGAGCUUGGCGGAUCAGCCCGGAGGAGCUGGCCCCGACCUGGAGAUGGAGUUUUCCUCUGUGCCCCUCUACAGGCCACAUUCCGCCCCCCAGCAGAGGGGAGGCAGCACCUUCACUGUCGUGCCCAAAAGGAAGCCCGUGGCCCCGGGGCUGCAGGCUCUCGCCGAUGCCAGCGGAAAGCCACAGCGGGAGGAAGAGGAGGAGGAGGAGGAGAGCAAAGGAAGAGGCAAAGCCGUGGAGAACGCUGAUGGGCCUCAAGUAGUGAUAUCCCAUAAAAAGCGCUACCCCACGGUGAACGAGAUCGAAGUGAUCGGGGGGUACCUGUCCCUGGAGAGGUCCUGCAUGAGCAAGACGGGCUCGCGCCGCAAGAAGAUGAAGAUCUCUUUCAAUGAGACAAGUUUGCAGACGAUGUUUGAGUACCCCUCAGAGAGCUCCCUGGCAGAAGAGGAUGAAGAAGAGGAAGGACACGCUUCUGAAACGGAGGAAAAAUCUCGUACCUUUUAUAUUCCACGCCCAAACAGCACUUUGCAUCCCAGUACACCUAACUCAGCAGAUUUAUCCAGCUACACCCCAAAGCACUCCGUGAAGUUCAGCGAGUGGCAGGAGCAGAAGUAUGAGGGUCCUGCUGCAGAGGGAUCCCUCCCAAAGGAAGCCGAUUCCCAUGGGAACCAAGUCAUGCUCACCCCGGCGGAGAAGGGCGCUCUCUCGGAUUUCAGCAGCGAGCCCGCGCUCUAUUUCUGAGGCUGCUGGGCAGGAUGGCGCAGCGCAGCCCGCUCGGGAACCGCGCCCGCGCCGCGGCUCUCCCGGAUCCUGCUGCCAAGGGUGGACCAGGUGCUCUCGGGCAUCUUCGGAGAAUAUUUGCACUGGAUUUUGGGGCCGAAUUACUGCUUUCAAGGCGUAUGAUUUAUUCUGCCUGUGGCCUUGCAUAUUCCUUGCUCAAGAUCAGCUGCCGGUUUGGCAAGUGUGGGAAGGACAUCUGUAAGCCUGGGAUGGAUGUUGAUUUUUCUCAGUGCUUGUCUGAGUCCAGGCACUGUGCAGGGUCUGGACAGCUUUUGCAACCCUUCUCCCCAGUGGAGGAUGGCUCUGGAGUGGAGCACUGGGCAGUUAGGUGGGUGCACAGCGUGGCUGUGAUUUGACACAUUGGGUGUCAGUUUGGAAAACCAUUGAAGGUUCGUGGUUUGUCCUUGGCAUGUUUCCAGCUCUGGUAUCACUGAAACAUCGUGGAAUUCAUGUGCCAGUUACAUGCUUGUCGAGCUCACUGAACACCCCGAGGGAGGGAUGGGAAGAGCAAUGAAUGCCUUUAGCUUUAAAUGUUAUUUUUGCACCAAUUAGUAAUGUUCAAACUGCCUCCAGGCUCUUGAAGAUUCCCAAACAUUGGCCAUAGCUUUGGUUUGUCCUUCCCAACUCUGGCAUCCAGUCUCUGGGUGUUGCUGGUUGUGCUCCAGUUUGCCAGCUCCUCUUGUUGCUUUGUUCCAAAUCUGAUUGAUCUCUCUUGGUUGCUUCCUUCAAGCCACACUUGCUCUGCUCUUCUAGUCAAAACACAGGAGGGAAGUUUCACUCCAUUCUUCUGCAGAACUUGAACAAGGAAUGUGGGUUAUUUUUGUUUUUUCUAGGGUUUUUAUAGUUCUAUUAUAAUUGUUUAAUGCAGCCAAUAUGCAAAGAAAUCUACUAGAAUCUUCCAUUCAAGUUUUCUACUACUGUAAACUCAGGGUCAAAAUUGCACUCUGGAACAGAUGGAGCAGUGCUGCUAAUGUGAUCUGUACUUUGGGAUUAAAAGAGAUGUGGUGAGAACAGAUCCAGCCUCUUUGGGCUUUAUGGAAUGAGUGGGGCGUGAUCCAAAGGAACAGGCUGCUAUCUUUGAUUAAAUUUUAUGGUUACUGGUUUGUCUAUUACAGAUGAUGAGUGUCUGCUCAAGUGACACUGCUCUGUGAACUGAAAAUGCUCUGCAUACCUUGCACUUGGUUUGGUGUCUGUUGUAGCAGCAAGGAAAGGUUGUUCUACUGAAAAACACAGGAUUAAACGUUAGGACAUACCUA